GUGCGUCAGGGGCCGCCCACUGCCCCCCAACCUUGGAGAGCCCCCUCCCGGGCCUGUUUUCCUCUCUCAAACGGAGAUAACCAGGAUAAGGCUGUAGAUUGAGUGAUCACUAGGCAACAGCUUAGUAAAGGGCCCAGCACGUAGUAGGAUCUCAAGCAAGGUGCCUGCGUCUGAUGGCUGCGGAGCAGAGAGCCGGCGCAGCGCGGAGACUCGCCCAAGGUCACACAGCUGGGGCUGUAGAUCCGACCCGGGCGGCCUGGCUCCAGCGGGCUGGGAUUGUCUGGAGCCAGCUUGCCGGAAAGGUGUUUGGAGGAGCGGACGCGGACGUGGGCGGGAAGGGACUUCUAUUUUGGAGCGGGUGAGAGGAGCGCGGGACACGGAGGGGGCUGGAUCCCUCCCCCGGCUCCCUGCGCCCCAGUCACCUUCCCGCGACCCUUCCCGGGAGGAGCGUCCCGGGCGGGUAGGGGGGAGGUGGGGAGGGGCGGGCCGGCGGUUACCUCAUCGCCGCCUCCGGGAAGCUCCGCUCGCUCGCUCGCUCGCUCGCGCCGCUGGCUGGGGCGGCGACUCAGGGCGCCGGAGCGACAGAAGGACGGGGGGACGGAAGCACCGAGGGGCAGCGCCGCCCCCGCGCCCCGAUCCGCUGCGGGACCCGCGCGGCCAGAAGGUCGGACCUCGGUGCUCGCGCUGCCGGCGGCGCCUCCAGCCGCGCUGCGGGGCGGAGGCGGUGUCUGCUCGGCGCGCGGGGUCUGUUCUCUCCCGAGCUUCGGCACCUGCCGGAGCUGCUCGCGCGUCCUCCGUCGGCCUGCUCGGCUGUCUGUCUGCCCUCCGACCACCGCCCGCUCAGUCCUCUGGCCCGGCCUCUCCCGGCCCAGGGUGCUCCGGGCGGCGAUGAGGAGCGCGGGGCCAGAGCGCACCGGGCAGGGCACGCGGGGCUCACGGCGCGCCGCUGGCCCAUGAGGCUUUCCAGCGCUGGGCGCGGCAGGGCGCGCGGGCCAUGGGGGGCAGCCUGCGGGUGGCCGUGCUGGGCGCCCCGGGCGUGGGCAAGACGGCCAUCAUCCGCCAGUUCCUGUUCGGUGACUAUCCCGAACGCCACCGGCCCACGGACGGGCCACGCCUCUACCGGCCCGCGGUGCUGCUCGACGGCGCGGUCUACGACCUGAGCAUCCGCGACGGCGACGGCGCUCGUCCGGGUCAGAACCCCGGGGGUCCAGAGCAAUUUGUGCGAAGUCCAGGACAGACUUUGAAUUCUUGGAGCUGGAUGCCUCCGAGAGGUGAAGAGGAAAGAGCAUGCAGAAUUAAGCAGGGCUUCCUGGAAGGGGAGUGGCCAGACCCCAAGGACUGGAGCUUGCAGGACACGGACGCCUUCGUGCUCGUCUAUGACAUCUGCAGCCCGGACAGUUUCGACUACGUGAAGGCGCUUCGGCAGCGCAUCUCGGAGACCAGGCCGGCGGGCGCACCCGAGGCUCCCAUCCUCGUGGUAGGCAACAAGCGGGACCGGCAGCGGCUGCGCUUCGGGCCUCGGCGCGCUCUGGCCGCCCUGGUGCGCAGGGGCUGGCGCUGCGGCUACCUCGAGUGCUCCGCCAAGUACAAUUGGCACGUGCUGCGUCUUUUCCGCGAGCUGCUGCGUUGCGCUUUGGUGCGCGCGCGCCCUGCGCACCCGGCCCUGCGCCUGCAGGGGGCGCUGCACCCGGCGCGCUGCAGCCUCAUGUGACUGAACUGGACGACGACGCCGAUGGUGGGGGGAGGGUGGUUUGAUUGGAACAACCGGGUACCUGGAUUGGACGAAAUUGCCCAACUUCUCUCGGAUUGGACAGGACAAAGUCUCCUCCCUGAUUGGAUGAGGAAACCUCCCAGUCAGUCUCCUGGGCGACAGGACUCUCUUUGAGCCUCAUUGGACCUAGCCAGGCCCCAGGCUACAUUGGGCUCAAGCAGUCCUUUCUGGGGCCUCCUCAUUGGGUUACAAUCCCAUUGGACUUGGUUAUUCUGAUUGGAAGCUCUCAGGUUGCUCCUGCGGCUUCACUGGACAAACUCUUAAGUCACACCUCUCGGGAGGUAAUAAAGGGGAAAACAAUGCAA
Molecule: messenger RNA, 2076 nt
Organism: Mirounga angustirostris (Northern elephant seal)
Lineage: Eukaryota; Metazoa; Chordata; Mammalia; Carnivora; Phocidae
Gene: RASL10A
Product: RAS like family 10 member A
Exons: 4
Coding region: 995-1711 (238 amino acids)
Molecular function (GO): GTPase activity; GTP binding
Source: RefSeq, a predicted model, not a curated record